Lates calcarifer (barramundi perch) is the source of this 2087-nucleotide messenger RNA. RefSeq names its product leukotriene A4 hydrolase (gene lta4h). Gene Ontology annotation, biological process: proteolysis; leukotriene biosynthetic process; peptide catabolic process. Gene Ontology annotation, cellular component: nucleus; cytosol. Bases 58 to 1902 code for a protein of 614 amino acids. NCBI's taxonomy places the organism in Eukaryota, Metazoa, Chordata, Actinopteri, Centropomidae. The transcript is spliced from 19 exons. Gene Ontology annotation, molecular function: leukotriene-A4 hydrolase activity; zinc ion binding; epoxide hydrolase activity. The record is from RefSeq and is a predicted model, not a curated record.
CCCGGCUGCUUGUGUGACAGUCGAUUCAGUCUCUCCGUUGUUACCGGACAGAUCAUCAUGUCUGACCCGUGCUCCUUCUCCUCCUUCACCAGGUGCGUCACCAAACACCUGAACCUGAGCCUGCACGUGGACUUCGACAGAAACGUCAUCAGGGGAAAGGUGGAGCUCACCGUGGAGGCUCUGGAGGACCGUUUCUCUGCUCUGACUUUGGACACCAGAGACCUGAAGAUCAUCUCCGUGUCAGCCAAUGGGCAGGCAGCAUGCUUCAAUCUGUCCCCCAAACACAGCUUCAAGGGGACACCGCUGGAAAUCACACUGCCCUUUGACCUGUCCAGAGGGCAGCAUGUGAUCGUGGAGGUGACCUAUGAGACAUCUCCGUCUGCGACGGCUCUGCAGUGGCUCACACCUGCACAGACUGCUGGGAAGAAACAUCCUUACCUGUUCAGCCAGUGCCAGGCUCAUCACUGCAGGAGUAUGGUCCCCUGUCAGGACAGUCCGUCUAUCAAACACACCUACUACGCUCAAGUGUCUGUACCUAAGGACCUGGUGGCUGUGAUGAGUGCAGUGAGAGACGGACAGGAAGUGGAUCCUCAGGACAACAGUCGGAUCAUCUACAGGUUCAGACAGCCGGUGGCCAUGCCUUCCUACCUGAUAGCGAUCGUUGUUGGAGCUCUGGAGAGCAGGAAGAUCGGUCCGAGGUCCAGAGUGUGGUCUGAGGAAGGUGUUGUGGAUAAAGCGGAGAAAGAGUUUUCUGAGACCGAGAACAUGUUGAAGACGGCUGAGGACCUGGCUGGACCGUACGUUUGGGGUCAGUAUGACAUCCUGGUUCUUCCUCCAUCUUUCCCUUAUGGAGGAAUGGAGAACCCCUGUCUGACCUUUGCCACCCCCACACUGCUGGCAGGAGACAAAUCUCUGUCUAAUGUGAUCGCUCACGAGAUCGCCCACAGCUGGACCGGUAAUCUGGUGACCAACAAGACCUGGGAACAUUUCUGGUUGAACGAGGGUCACACAGUGUACCUGGAGAGGAUGAUUGGCAGGUGUAUGGAGAGUGAACAGUUCAGACAGUUUAAAGCUAUGGGGGGCUGGAAGGACCUGCAGGAAUCCGUGUACACAUUUGGGGCCAACAACCCUCUGACUAACCUGGUCCCCAGUCUGCAGGACGUUGACCCGGACGAUGCCUUCUCCUCUGUUCCCUAUGAGAAAGGCUUUGCUCUGCUGUAUCACCUGGAGGAGCUGCUGGGAGGCCCAGAGGUGUUUAUGGGUUUUGUGAAGUCGUACAUCCAGAUGUUUGCCUACAGCAGCGUCACUACAGAGGACUGGAAGAACUAUCUGUUCACCUACUUUAAAGAUAAGGUGGACAUCCUGAACAAGGUGGACUGGAACGCCUGGAUGUUCACUCCUGGGAUGCCUCCUGUCAAACCUCAGUACGACACCACACUGGCUGACGCCUGUAUCGCUCUGUGCCAGAGGUGGAUCAAGGCCAAAGACCAGGACUUGAGCAGCUUCAAAGAGUGCGAUGUGAAGACACUGUCGUCCCACCAGCUGAUUGAGUUCCUGUCCCUCCUGCUUCAGGAGGUUCCUCUCCCUCUGACUCAUGUGAAGAAGAUGCAGGAGGUUUAUAAUCUCAAUGCCUGUAUGAACUCAGAGAUCCGCUCCAGGUGGCUGAGGUUGUGUGUUCGAUCCAAGUGGGAGGAAGCAGUUCCCCUGGCACUGAAGAUGGCGACAGAACAGGGCAGGAUGAAGUUCACAAGGCCACUCUUCAGAGAGGUCUUUAACUUUGACAAGUAUCGUGAUGAAGCAGUUCGAGUGUUUCUGGCUAACCGAGCAGCAAUGCACUAUGUCACCGCUGGAUUGGUCGCCAAAGACCUGAAGGUGGACGUCACCAAAACCACCAGUCUGUAAAACCAGUCAGAAACCAGUAUUAAUACACACAGCAACAGUAUCAGCAACCAAUCAAAGCUCUUUCCUCCUUCUCACCUGUUUUUCUCUUAGACUUUAUCAGUAAUGACUCUGUCUCCAUGAUGUUCCAUCUCAGGGCAGAAAAGAGGAAAAGCUUUUAUAAAGAAAUAAAAUCUGUCCAAAGUGAA